Messenger RNA from Mytilus trossulus (common blue mussel), 986 nucleotides. RefSeq lists its product as uncharacterized. The transcript is spliced from 4 exons. Bases 136 to 537 code for a protein of 133 amino acids. NCBI's taxonomy places the organism in Eukaryota, Metazoa, Mollusca, Bivalvia, Mytilida, Mytilidae. The record is from RefSeq and is a predicted model, not a curated record.
AUCCAUCAACAUGACCAUUUUAAUAAACACUUAGUUCGGUACUUCAAUUAAACUAGAGCCAGCAUCAUUAUGUGCUAUUUGUAUUAUACUUGUAACCGUAUGUAGUAGUUGUUAGAAAUAUUUAUAACACGAAGUAUGGAGGCAUAUUUAAUUGUGAUGUGUAUUACGGAAUUGGUUGCUCAAGCCUAUUCAUGUUGUAUGCCAGAAAAAAUGGAGGGAAAGAUGAGGGUGUCAGUUAGUGAGAGACAUAUGUUUCCGUCAACGAGAAUAUAUGACAAGUUUGUCAUGGAUACUACUAUAGGAAAAGGCUACCUUUCCGGAACAGUCUACUUCAUGGGUUUUGAGUAUCACACAGAGAUUUUUCAGGAUUACGUUAAAGGACAAGAAUAUCAUCUUUCAGAUGGAUCUUGCUUUAUAAUCCCAAAGGUCUUUAAUUAUUUCGGACGAAAUUUGUGUAUGCCACCUUCCUCAAAAAUAAUGAGUUUAGCUGAUCAAGACAUUUACCGGAUUUCAUUACGUAGUGGUCAGAUGACCUAGUCAGUAACAAAAACAAAAUGCUUACCCUUAUCCGGAAGUUUCCAAAGAAGAAGACGUACCUAUAAUAUUAAUGUCAUGAACAUAACGAAAGGCAUUACAGACCCCUCUGUUUUCGAGAUCCCCAAGAUCUGUGAUCAGGCAUUCAUCAUUGGGCGUCCGCCUCCGUGUAGUACAAAAUAGAAACUUUGGCGAUUAAAAUUUAUUGUUGAGAGAGCAUAAGGCGACAGAAAUAUAACGGUUCGACUUUGCGCAUCAUGCUGACUUUUUCAGGUUUCUUUGACUUUUUCUCAGAUCAGACUAUACUGGGAAUUUUGUUUGUACUGGUUACGAUUUGGAUAGAAAAUCGACAAUUAGCUGAUUGCAUGUAUAGCUAUCGACACCAUUCACUGAAUUAUAAAGAGGUUGAUUGUCUCAUUCAAUAAUAAAAUUAAAUGUAUGUUUCAUUAUGA